AUGCAUUUGAUUGGCUUGGGUGUGUUCAUUUCCCACAAGAGUGACUCGGUGGGCUUUGAGGACGUAGCUGUGAACUUCACCGCAGAGGAGUGGGCUUUGCUGGACCCGGCUCAGAGGAAGCUCUACAGAGACGUGAUGCUGGAGACCUUCAGGAACCUGGCCUCCGUGGAGGUGCUGGGGUGUCUGGGGGUAAAUCAUUUGGUGGAGAGUCUCUGUGAAGGUAAAGAAGGCCAUCAAUGUCUAGAAACCCAGAACCAGCUUACACAUCUUACAGUGCAUAAGGGUUAUCUGACUGCAAUUCAGCCCUGUAAAUGCACUAAGUGUGGAAAAACCUUCAGGGAUUGUUCUUUCCAGAGGAAUCAGCAAAGAUCUCACACCAGACACAAACCUCAUCCAUGUGAAGAAUGUGGGCGAACCUGCACCUGUGUCUCAUGCCUAAAUCCUCCUGGUGGAACAGACAUUGUAGAGAAAACUGACAAACGUCAGGAUGAUGGGAGAACAUCUAAAAGAUAUGUAAAAAGUCACAGUAGCAAACAGUCUUUAGAGUGUAAGAAAUCUAAAAAAUCAUUCACUUGCCUGUCAUCUGUCCAGCAACAUGUGAGAGGUCAUUAUGGACAGAAAAUCCACGUUUGUGAAGUAUGUGGGAAAUCCUUCAGUUAUUAUUCCCAGAUUGCACGGCAUGUGAGAACUCACACUGGAGAGAAACCCUAUGAAUGUAAAGAAUGUGGGAAAGCUUUCACUCGCAUCUCACACUUCCGAGAACACGUGAGAAUGCACACUGGAGAGAAACCCUAUGAAUGUAAGCAGUGUGGCAAAGCAUUCAGUUGGUGCACUUACCUUCGAGAACACAUGAGAACACACAGUGGAGAAAAGCCCUAUGAAUGUAAGCAGUGUGGCAAAGCCUUCCCCUAUCUCAAAUCCCUGCAAGGACAUGUGAGGAUCCACACCGGAGAGAAACCUUAUGCGUCAGCCCUGGAGACGGAAGCGGAAGCGGCGGUCGGGGAGCGGGCUCCGGGGGUUGCGCUUUCCUACAUGCGUCAGCCUGCUUCUGCAGAGGGAGGUUUUUCCUGUGUCCACCGCAGGUGCUGGACCCGCGUGUGCUCGUCGGCCGAGGCUGGAGGAGUGGCGGGCGGCGGUGGGAAUGGGUCAGAGGGCGGGGCGCAGUUCCAGGAGUAG
This is a messenger RNA of Lipotes vexillifer (Yangtze River dolphin), 1176 nucleotides long. Its product is annotated as protein krueppel-like. Gene Ontology annotation, molecular function: RNA polymerase II transcription regulatory region sequence-specific DNA binding; DNA-binding transcription factor activity, RNA polymerase II-specific. Lineage: Eukaryota; Metazoa; Chordata; Mammalia; Artiodactyla; Lipotidae. Gene Ontology annotation, cellular component: nucleus. Gene Ontology annotation, biological process: regulation of transcription by RNA polymerase II. The coding region runs from base 1 to 1176 and encodes 391 amino acids. The record is from RefSeq and is a predicted model, not a curated record. The transcript has 5 exons.